AUGUCUUCGCUUAGGACGAUUCUCAUCGUUGGCGCUAUGGGUGCGCAGGGCAUGCCGGUCGUUCAUGCCCUCGCUCAGUCGGGCCGUUACGCAGUCCAAACCAUGACACGCUCGGCAGAGUCACACCCUGCCAAGGAGAUUGCAUCGCUGCCCAACAUCUCGCUUUGCGUCGGUGACUGUUUGGACGUGAUGGACCUAAACCGUGCCUUCAAAGGUGUCCACAGUGCGUUCAUCAACACCAAUGGGCGCAGUACAACUGACAGCUGA
This is a messenger RNA of Ilyonectria robusta, 267 nucleotides long. Its product is annotated as NmrA family protein. The transcript has a single exon. Bases 1 to 267 code for a protein of 88 amino acids. The record is from RefSeq and is a predicted model, not a curated record. NCBI's taxonomy places the organism in Eukaryota, Fungi, Ascomycota, Sordariomycetes, Hypocreales, Nectriaceae.